Colletotrichum graminicola M1.001 is the source of this 5442-nucleotide messenger RNA. Its product is annotated as SNF2 family domain-containing protein. Gene Ontology annotation, molecular function: ATP-dependent chromatin remodeler activity; ATP hydrolysis activity; ATP binding. The record is from RefSeq and is a predicted model, not a curated record. The transcript is spliced from 2 exons. The coding region runs from base 1 to 5442 and encodes 1813 amino acids. Gene Ontology annotation, cellular component: nucleus. NCBI's taxonomy places the organism in Eukaryota, Fungi, Ascomycota, Sordariomycetes, Glomerellales, Glomerellaceae.
AUGGCGGGAGAAGAGGACGACCCCUAUGAGUGGGAUGUCACCCAAGUGGUGCGCGAAUUAUGCGGCCUCGAGAAGCGCCCUUGGCACCCGAAUGUUGUCACCAAGAGACCCGAUCCAGCGACUCUAUCAAAAGCGUUGAUUGAUAACGAUAUUGACGGCGAAACGCUACUCACCUACCAAGAUGUGAUGCAGUCCUUCGACGGUAUCUUCCAAGGUCUUGGCCUCGUCAAGAUCACCCACAAGAUGACUUUCGUCAAUGCGGUUAAUUAUCUGAGGUCAAAGAGCCGCGGAUACCGAGCGUUCAGAGCCGACGCGGUGAAGCAGGAGAUCGAGACAUCGACCGAUCCACAGGAAGUACAAGUCAACGGCAACUGCGACUUUGCAGUCCCAGACCACACCGGCGCAUCGGAGAGCCCUCAAAAUAGACCCCCGACUCACGACGUUGAUAUGCAGGGUAACUCAGACGACUGCAUUCCUGCAUCAGAUCUGCCGUACAGCCAGGCUCUUCCUGCCCAGGAACCCAACGUCCAGGUUCUGAUGCAAACCGCUCACUUGGAAGCCCCACAAGGUAUCGGUACGGGUCAAGAGACGAGCGAACCGGCCCAGAAGAAGAGAAGAACGGUACCAACAUUGGUGUCCACUGAUGUCCUUGGAGUGGGCAAUGCGCCUAUCCGAACUGCCGCAGACGACGUUACUGUGCGGUCUUAUGGCACAAAAGACACUCUGCCUCAGCUUCCCGAUUCCUUGACAAGGAAUCCUGCAAAAAGCUCGGGAGAUGAGGGGAACAAGUUUCCUGUCCAGGAGCAUGCCUCCAAAGCGUAUUUCGGCCCCAGUGGGCUGACUUUGGACGGCCAAAUCCCCAGGUCAAGUCUGGUUCAGGACACCAGGGAUACAGAUGACGGCAGCAGCUCGUUCCUUCAUCUCUCGAAAGGCCUGAUCCCUGCUGGCCGACGUCUUCAGGUCAGCCGGGCAAUGCGACGACUAUUCCGCUCGAACAACCAGUCGCUUGCCUUGUUGCAGAGCGGCCAAUCUCCCUAUGUUGAGCCAGAUGAGGAGGAUAAGGUCCUUCCCGUCUUUGGCGACUCAGGCGACGAAGAUGGCUACGACACGGAGACAAGAGAAGCAAUCCAGAAAGAGGAAGAAGAAUUGCAAAGGGAGGUGGAUCUAAAGUCCCAAUACCUUACCCGAGAUGAAGUCGAACGUGUGAUACAAGAUGAGAUCCAGCAGAUGGAAGACUCGUGGGACGAGAGAAAGCUUCCCAAGAAGCAGCGGAAAGCGAAUGAACUCUGGAACAAAGCUCGCCGACGUGGUCUCAUCCGACACAUCGGUAGCGCCACGGCCAAGCUCGAGAUGCUCAACACCCGCAUCGAGAAACUAUGCCGGGAAAUUCGGGAAGACGAAUGGCCCAACGAGAAUCAGCUCAGAAGACAAGCUCGCUCUCUCGAGUGUAGUGUCGAGGAUCGGAAAGCCGAAAGAUGGCUCCUCGGCGUCUUGCGAGGGCAUGAACCUCCACGGCCGGAAUCGAUGUCUAAGCCACGACCGACCCCUGCCAGGCGAGAAAUCUUGUCUGACGAAGAUGGAGAAUAUCUCACUAGUGAAGAUGACGACAACGAUCACUUCAUCGUCGACGACAUGAUGGAUGUUGCGUGCUCGCCGGUUCCUGAUCAGUCCCGACCUGCAAGCCCGAUGAACCUGGAUAAACCCGAGGAGCUGCUUCAACAGGGUCUUCACGGCCCAGAACUGCCUAAAAGCGAAUCGCCGGCCGACAACGUAGUUGACAUUCAGUCGGACAAUAAUAUUAUCGACUUGACGAUGUACGACUCCGAGCCCGGUUCUGAGAAGCACACCGACGAGAACAUCAUUUGCCUCGAUACGCCCCAGAAGGCAAAGACACCCCUAGCGUCGGUUCCGCCGUCUCUCCCCAAUAGCGAUAUUGAGGAACGGCCAAGACUCUCACAGGAGGAGCUUUCAAUUCCAUACGAACAGCCUGAGCGAAUCGGCGUCAUCGCACCUAAGAUGUGGAAGCUGCAUUCGGAUAAUGAACGACUCCUCAUAUCUGUCAUCUGGCGACUCGACGAGCAACAAAGGCGAGCCUUCUUCCAUACCAUCAGCACAACGGCCCCGCCUGACAUAUGGACCGACUUCGUCAUGACAGCACUGGAAGAUACAGAAGACGAUGAAAAGGAGGCUGCGCGCGAAACGGGCACCAUCAUUGCCCGUCUAUUCAGAACCUAUGUGUUUCGCAAACUAGCGUCGCCCGCCAGCAUCACCAAGCGCCUAAGCGAGCGGAAGGCUAGGGGCAUCAAGGGCAAGGUAGAGCGUUUCGAGAAUUUUUGCAGUUUCGUAAAGGAGGAUGUUGUGCCCUAUUUUCCGAACGUCACCCUAAAUACGGCUUCUGGUUCAGAAGCGCCUCGGAAGAACUGGCACGGAAAUUUUGACUCCUUAAUCGGUUAUAGUGAUGAUGAUAUCGAGGAGUCGUCCUCCUCCAAGAAGCGAAAGCGGGUUGUCAUCGUUGACCAAGCAGCUAAAGAUCUCAGAGAAAGUGACCGCCGUCGAAGGGAGGAACAGGAGGAACGACGAAAGGAGCUGCGCAAGAAGCUGGCCGCGUCCGGCACCAUCUCCAGCGAUAAGUCACGGCUAAUUAUCAACGACGCAAAAAAAGACAAUCAAGGUCUGGUUUACGUCAAUGAGCACAUUGGCAAACAGAUCAAAUCCCACCAGAUUAACGGCGUUCGUUUCAUGUGGAACCAGAUUGUUGACGACUCCAAGGUGCGUCAAGGAUGUCUCUUGGCUCACACCAUGGGUCUCGGCAAGACUAUGCAGGUCAUCACCUUGCUCGUUGCAAUCGCCGAGUCUGCGCAGUCCGAGGACGAGUCCAUCCGAUCACAGAUCCCCGAAGAACUUAGACAAUCCAAAACCCUCGUGCUGUGCCCGUCGGUUCUUGUGGAUAAUUGGAUGGACGAGCUGUUGAUGUGGGCUCCUGACGGGCUUCUUGGGCGUCUCUUCAAAUUAGAGGCCAUCACAAAGGCACCAGAGAGAGGUCCCAUGGUUCGCAGGUGGGACGAGGAAGGAGGCGUGCUGAUUAUAGGUUACGACAUGUUCAAGAGGUUGGUUGAUUCGCCCGCCAACGAACUGCCAUCGCCUCACGAUGCAAAGUCGGUCAAGGAAAUCCUCACUCAGAGCCCCAGCCUUGUUGUUGCGGAUGAGGCUCACAAGAUGAAGAAUCCGAAUUCAAAGUUGGCGACGGCCACCGCACAAUUCAGAACACAAAGUCGGAUCGCACUCACUGGCUCUCCUUUGGCUAACAGUGUGCUGGAAUUCUACUACAUGAUCGACUGGGUGGCGCCUGGGUACUUGGGCCCCAUUCAGGAAUUCAGUUCUCUCUAUGCUCAACCGAUCCAUUUGGGUCUCUACGAGGACAGUCCCAAGUCUGCCUACCGCAAGGCAAUGAAGCAACUUGCUGUCCUGGAGGCUACUGUUCAACCCAAGACGCACAGGGCAACAAUCAAAUCCUGUCUCAAGGAUGACCUGCCACCAAAGAUGGAGUUCGUGCUUACAGUUCCGGUAACACCCAUUCAGGCCAAGCUCUAUGACACUUUUCUAGAGUCUCUCAGGAAAGAGGAGAGAGGCGGCGGAAAGAUUCUUGGUGCCGUCAACAGCUUCUGUCUCAUUGCCAAUCACCCCAAGACUUUCCAAACGAGACUGAGAGAGGAGCGCCACGCUUUGGGGAAGAGGGACAAAUCGAACCUUACUUUGACAAGCCAAAUCAUAAGUGACGGUCUCAAGAUUACAGGGCUUGAGAAGGACAUAUCUUCGCCGGCCUUGUCCUGGAAAGUGCGGCUUCUUGUCGCCAUUCUGAAUGAGAGCGAGAGUGUGGGCGACAAGGUUCUCAUCUUUACCCAGUCAAUCCCGACCAUGGAUUACUUAGACUCCCUUUUCCGGCAACAGAAACGGAAGGUUGCUCGUCUCGAUGGUAACACGCCGAUCAGCCAGAGGCAGCAGAAUAUCAAGGACUUCAACAGCGGAGACACCCAGCUAUACAUCAUCUCCACAGCUGCCGGAGGCACUGGCCUCAACAUUUUUGGGGCAAAUCGCGUGGUCAUCUUCGAUUUCAAGUACAACCCUAUUCACGAACAGCAAGCAAUCGGCAGAGCGUAUCGCAUUGGUCAGCAGAAGCCGGUCUACGUCUACACGUUCAUUUGUGGUGGCACGUACGAACAGACCCUACAUGAUAGAGCUAUCUUCAAGACCCAUUUGGCCUCUCGCGUCGUGGAUAAUGAGAAUCCAAAACGAUGGUCCACAAAGGAACAUGAGUACCUCAAGGAUCGCACGGAACCCCCGCAAAAAGAUUUGAGUCCCUUUGCGGGCAAGGAUGUUGUGCUCGACAGUCUGUUGAUGCAUCCCGACCUGUCCCAGGGUAUCCGUUCUAUCAUCAAGACGGACACUUUUGAGGAAGAUGAUAUCACAAAUAUCUUAACUCAAGAAGACUUGAAGGACGUGAAGGACCAGGUCUACAUGAAUUCAAUCAGAAACACCGAUCCAGAGAAGUUCCACAAGUUGGAGCUUGAAAGGGCCGGCAGACUUAACGCUGCGCCGUCAGUGAUGGGUAUCGCAGCAGUUUCUCAAGCAGCGUAUCGGCCCCCAGGUUUGCCCCCAGGUGGCGUUCAAACACCUAUACUGCCCCCUCUUCAUCCUGGCUUGACUGCAAGAGGUUCACCUUAUUCACUGGGCCAGUCUGUCGGUAUUCAAAGGGCCACCGCUGCCGAAGUGCCACCGUCAACGGUGCCUGCGCCAGAGCCGGCAGCAGCGCCUUCACACAAAGAUGGAGAGAAUCUGGACGCAACGCAACAGGGGUCUCCGCAGUCUGUCCCGGAUGUCGCUUUGAGCAUCGGAAAUCUUGUUCAGCAAGACCUUGUGGAGUCUCGAGGCGCCCACCCUAUGCCCAUCGCCGGUGCCAAUACAUUCUUCAGGGGCCAACAGGGACCCAUGUCCCCCUCACCUGCAGACAAGUCUAUUUCUUCACCUUCGGCGAGAAAGCAGACGAACUUGAAUUCCGGAAUCAUCAAAUGGCCGGGUCAAUUCGAGCAAAAGCUCCUCGAGUCAGUCGACAAGAUCGCGGACCCCGAGUUGCUGCGCGCAAUCGGAGAGGACAAAAGUGAUCUUUGCAAACGGAUUGCCAGCUCGACUUGGCUUAUAAGGGGCGAGAUGAAUGAGGGGAAGCUGCCUGACAAUUCUCACAUGAAGAAGUUAUGCAGCUUGGUAGAAAACCCUAGAUUCUCUGCGGCGAUUCUCACGGGCCAUUUGCCUCCAAACAAAAUUGCCCAAGCAUCGACGGAGAAAGGACUCGACAAUCUUGUCGGCGAGCUGACACAGCUUGACAACGACUCUUUUUACGAAAAACUCGGACUGAGAAAGCACUCGGCUAGAGGACCUGACGUAUGA